GAUGUGGAGGGGAACUCGGAGCUUCCAUGGAUCCACCUUCACAGAGAUGCGGUGCCUUCUCGCACAGCUGACUGGGAACACAGGUAGUCCAUGCGAAGGGGGCUGUCUGCUGGCGUACUUGUUGAUCUCCGGGCGCAAACAGCGCGGUGCGACAUGCGGAGCGGGAAGCCGGGGGGUUGGCGGUUCGGAUCGUGCUGAGGAUCGGUCUCUGCCAUGUCGGAGGCAGACGAGGGGGAGAUGGGUUAAACCCUGGCAAUUGUAAACCAAUAUCGACGCCUCCUGCUUUUUUUUUUAAACGCCCCUGCUUCAUCUUCGCUUGUGGCUGCGGAUUGAUUGAUCACAGAGCUGAAAUCACAAUGAAAGAAAUGAACAUCAACAGUAGUCCAUAGUCCUGAGUGUUUGCAAGCUUCCUCAACUGAAAGUCAUCAUGGAAAAAUCUUUGGAUCUAAACAAAGUAGGUUCCCGGUCGACAUCAUCCCUGCCACCUGAGUCGGUGGACAUCAUCCGCAGUAAGUCUUGUUACCGUCGAGUCCGGCUGAAUGUUGGGGGUCUACCACAUGAGGUCCUGUGGCGAACGCUGGACAGGCUGCCACGGACACGUUUGGGAAAACUGAGAGACUGCAACUCCCAUGAUUCUCUGAUGGAGGUCUGUGAUGAUUAUAACCUGGAGGAGAAUGAGUACUUCUUCGAUCGACAUCCAGGGGCCUUCACGUCCAUUCUGAACUUCUACCGCACAGGCAAACUGCACAUGAUGGAGGAGAUGUGCGCUCUGUCCUUCAGCCAAGAGCUUGACUACUGGGGCAUUGACGAGAUUUAUCUGGAGUCCUGCUGCCAGGCGAGGUACCACCAGAAAAAGGAGCAGAUGAACGAAGAGCUGAAGAGAGAGGCUGACAAUUUAAAGGACAGAGACGGAGAGGAAUUUGACAACAGUUGUUGUGCAGAAAAACGGAAGAAACUUUGGGAUCUGCUGGAAAAGCCGAGCUCAUCUGUUGCAGCAAAGAUCUUGGCCAUCAUCUCCAUUCUCUUCAUUGUGCUAUCCACCAUUGCCCUGUCUCUAAACACCCUUCCAGAGCUGCAGGGCACUGAUGAGUUUGGCCAAUCCACAGACAACCCACAGCUAGCGCAUGUGGAAGCUGUUUGUAUUGCCUGGUUUACCAUGGAAUACCUACUUCGUUUUCUCUCCUCUCCCAAUAAGUGGAAGUUUUUCAAGGGUCCUCUCAAUGUCAUUGACCUGUUGGCGAUUCUACCCUACUACGUCACCAUCUUCCUAACAGAGUCCAACAAGAGCGUGCUGCAGUUUCAGAAUGUCCGCCGUGUUGUUCAGAUCUUCAGGAUUAUGCGUAUCCUUCGUAUUCUGAAGUUGGCUCGUCACUCUACGGGUCUUCAGUCUCUGGGCUUCACACUCAGGAGGAGCUACAAUGAGCUGGGUCUGCUUAUUCUUUUUCUUGCCAUGGGUAUAAUGAUCUUCUCUAGUCUUGUGUUUUUUGCUGAGAAAGAUGAAGAGGAUACAAAGUUCAAAAGCAUUCCAGCUUCUUUUUGGUGGGCCACCAUCACUAUGACUACAGUAGGGUAUGGAGAUAUCUAUCCCAAAACUUUGUUAGGAAAGAUCGUGGGGGGAUUGUGCUGUAUCGCUGGAGUGCUUGUAAUUGCCCUACCUAUUCCCAUUAUUGUAAAUAACUUCUCUGAGUUCUAUAAGGAGCAGAAAAGGCAAGAAAAGGCCCUUAAAAGAAGGGAGGCUCUUGAGAGGGCAAAAAGAAAUGGUAGCAUUGUUUCUAUGAACUUAAAAGAGGCUUUUGCUCGUAGUGCAGAACUCAUGGAUGUGGUGGUAGAAAAGAGUGAGAGACCUCAUGACAACCACCUCUCCCCAAGUCACUGGAAAUGGGCGUCCAAAAGAGCUGCAUCGGAGACGAGCUCAAACCGUUCUUUCAAUGCUCAAGAAAUAGGUUCCCCCUGCAAAGCUCGAGACACCAGUCCCCAAAGAUUGAAUGUUGAGAAACUAGAGGAGAUGUACAGCCAGAUGGUAAAGACACAGUCACAACCCAACCUAAAUGCAAAAGACAGAGGGUGCAGAGUUAUCAAACAUAGAGAUGAGAUAGAACUUGGAGCCAUUCAUGACCAUAGACCAUCGGUGCUAGAAGCCAAAGAUGGAGUGGGGGACAUGAAGAGCUUAUCCAGCAUUGAUAGCUACAUCAGUUGUGCUACAGAUUUUCAAGAGAAUCCCCGCUAUCCCCACAGUCCAGCACCAGACAUUGGUCUUAAAGAAAGCAACCGCUUCACUUUUGGUCCAGUUACAGCUUUGUCCCAGCACAUUAGUAAAAAUGUUGGCAGGCAAAUCAUAAGGCAACAUGACUCUGUGAAGAGUCCAGCAUCGAAGUCCUCAGGCCCAGAAAAUACAAGAAGAUUCUUCUUUUCUGGAAACUCCUCAAAAAGCCUUAAAGGGGGCUGCCGUAGCGACGGGGAUUCGGGGCUGUCCCCACUUUCAGACAGCUCAGUUGUCUCAGACCAGUCUCUGUUGAGUCCUGAGGCAUCUGUGUACACCACUGCCAGCAGCAGGACCCCCCCAAAGUCACCAGAAAGCACUGCCAUGGCCCCCACAGUCUUCACUUUCCACGACUCAUCAAUCAGCAAAUACAUCGAUGCAGAUACGGAUGAUGACGAGCACCUCCGGGACAUCACUGAGGCCAGUCCCUCCGAUCAUCUUCUGGCUAGUGGUAGCCCAAAACGCAGUAUUAACAUAAAUUACCAGAGGGGGACUAACCAUUUAGAAGCAGCCCAAAAGAUGUUGGGCCAAAACUGUUACUUUCCUCUUGAAGGUGUUCGUGGGAAAGCUCAUGAAAAUCAUAUAGGACCAGACCCUGCACGUAGACCAAAGGGUGAGAGGGGACGGCAAAAUACUUUGGACAAAAACCUUUAAGGUAUAACUUAUCAGAGACACAUGGAAAGCAGGUGAACAAACAUUUAAUGACAAAGUUACCUGACAAACAGAACCACUCAGCAAGCCAGAGACAAAGAAAGGCAUAGAGAAAAAACUCUCGUAUUUCACAAAUAACCUGAGCAUGCCGCUAGGGCAACAAACUUUGGGUCAAUAUAUGUUGAGAAUAGUUUGGAAGAAAAACACCUUAAGUUGAAGAAUGUCACUGCCCCUUCGUGCGGUUCAUUCCUGUGUGCUGUAUUUCACACCUACAAAACUAAAGAACACCCCCAAGUAGCCAAUGGGUUUGUUUAAAGAAGCAGAGUCUUCAGAGAGAUUGAGCUAUGGCUAUUACUGGAGUUUCACAACAAAAUAAUGAUUUUAGCCAAAGGGGGUUUUCUCUAUGUUCCAUCAAAAAAACAAAGUCCACCUCCCUGUAAUGACUCCCAGUUAAUUUUUUUAACUCUUGGGGACAUACCAGAGGACCUAAAAGCCUAUAAGCUACAUAUUGUGCCCUCUAUUCCCAAACCUGGCCUUAAUCAUUUACAUUGGUAAGGGUAUGCAUACGUGUGUGAGACAAUUUGAAAAUGAAUGGGUGAAUUAUGAGAAACUGAUGUAAACAAAAUCAUAAAACAGUGUAACCUGAUUUAUUUUUUAUAGAUAAGAGAAAGUCCCUUAUAUGGAAGUGAUUUGCUAGUCUACAAUGUCAGAUUUUUAUGUAAUACAUAAGGUUUAGUGUCUUCGCUUAAGGUCUGCAGUUAUCAUAGGUUUCCAGCUCAUUUUCCAUUACACUGGCAACCUUCACCUAAGCAUCUGUUCUGCUAUCCUUUAGGUUGCCAUGUUGUGUAUAGAAAGGAUGAACACAGAACAUGAGCCACUGAAAGUUUUUUUAGCAUCUUUGUAUGAUGUUUUGUGAUAAUAAAGAUGGACCUUGGGCUUCAAACAUGGGUUAAGAGAAGAAUAAAAAAUGUCUCAUUUGCUGCAGAAGGUGCACACUGAUAGCACAUGCAUGCAACCACAGUGUCAACAUAACAACUCAUGAUGAGUUAGCUGUGAUUACAGUAAAUAAAUGUUUUCUGUAGGCUUCUCUUGUAGUUUUUUGCAGCUUACUCACAUGAAAGUUUAGAUCUGAGAAAAAAGAUUCUCAGCAUGCUAGCCUUGAUAUGACCAACAUGAAGUUUUAAAUAGGAUAUGAGAACAAAAAAGUGGGCUUUUCUUUGUUUCUUAUAUGUUUUUUUAAAGUCAUUAACUCAAUUAGCACUGCCUAUACUCAAGGAUGAUUUUACCACUGUUUAUAUACAGUUGCCAGACUGGAUCCACCUCGCACAUGAAUGCGCACACACACACACACACACACACACACACACACACACACACACAUACAUCUCAAGGCUGCAUAGAUAUCAUUAUUUUCCAGGGGGACAGGAGUUGGCCAAAAUUCCUUUCAAGAGCAAAGCAAAGAUUUGUUAAUUAGUGUUGGAGAUCUGCAUGUCACAUGUGCUCUUAGGCAUGCAUAAAAAAACUCACUGAUAAACGACAUGUAGCUAUAAUGCGGCAAAUAUCUACUAUAGUUGCAUGUCACAGUCACUCCUCACUGUGCAUAUUUAUGAACAGUGUGUCGAUGCAAACAUAUGAUGUAAAAUUGAAAAAAUACUCCAUAUCCACAACUUUUGUAUUUUUAUAUCAUGUCUUAGAGAACUCAAUUCACCCUUAGAUACGUGUUUACACUGUCAUGUGCAGUGCUUUGAAAAACUGCUGCUUCCUAACAGAUUUCUUUUUUUUUUGUUGCUUUUUUGACACACUUAAAUGUUUCAGGUCACCCAAAAAUAUGUUUAAUGUCUGACAUAUCAAACCAGAGUAUAUAUUCAUGUGAUAAUUUGAUUUUCUCCUUGUGAAAUCAUGAAUUAGCUGGAAUUAACCUCAUUUUUUUUUUUUGUUCAAUUUCAGAAGCCACCCCCAGGGUUGAUUAUGGUCAGAUCUGUAGAAUAAAAAAAAUUAACACAACACUAGUAUCUGUCUGACAACAAGAAGUAUAAAAAAAGACCUCCCAACCCAAUUUAAGAUUCAUUCCCAUCAACACUUAACGACAGCCCAACCAUCUUCAAACAUGUUUAUGUGGUAAUUACAAUUACCCUUUGGACAAUUUGGUUUGUUUGUUUUUUUCAUUUAUUAUAGGAAAACAUCAUUCUAAUAUUGCAUUUUUUAUUUAUUCAAGUAAUCUUUGUUAAAUAAAAAAAAGUUUUUUCAUUAUCCGAAACAUUUCAGUGUGACAGAAAAAAGCAAAAACAAACAAAAUCUAUAAGGGAGUAAAACAUUUUCACUGCAGAGUAAUAUAAUAGGCGAGGUAAUGUCAAAAGACAGUCUUUAAUCCAAUAAAACAUCAUAGAAACAAGCGGUAUUUAAUCCAAACUUCUGACCUGGUAUCUGCUCCAUCUUGAUGUCUCAAUCACAAAGCAAACAACACCAAUGGCAGUAAGGAAUCAGUAAAAAAUGCUACUGUUACAUUAUUGAUUAAUAUUUGUUUUUUGAAGAACAGCUACAGACUACAAGGCAUACUGCCAUACAUAAUAAUUUUAACUGACUCACCCAAAGAUAAAAAGCAUUUUUUUAAGGCAUAUCUGCUAUCUAAAAUUUUAUAUAACAUCAAAAUGAUCAUAACCGCUUGUGCUUUCUUGACCAUCGCUGCAUCUACAUACUUUUUCUUUGUAAAUGAAAAAAGGCUCCACAGUUCUUACCCAUGACAGAGUGGUGGUUGCUACGCACCAUCAUCUUGCAGUUAGCACAAGGUCAUUGCUCCCCAACCUCAUUAUGCAAUGUGGACAAACCAUUUUAUAUCUCUUGGAAUAUUCCAUAAUCAAAUACUGUACAGUUUUGACAACGUAUUUAUAGAAUGCAGAAAUAAAUUGCAACUAUACCAGACAUACAUGAAACAUACCUUCCGUGGCAUGCUGCAUACUUUAUAUGAAUUUAGCAAUGCAUCAGCCAACUCAUACUUCUUUGUAUACUCUUCUGCGUCAUAAAUACCACCAGCUUCCAUGAGACAUGCAUAUUUAAUGACUAUGUGUCACAAACAGCACUGGGUUUUGAGAAUUGGCUGCUUUUUAUUUGUGCUGUAAUCAACUUUUCUUCUAAAUGAGUGAAUAAUAUCUGAAGCAGAUAAUAUGGCCAGACUGAUCAGCAGAGUGAUGCUGUUUGCUUGGCAGACCGGUGUGGGCACCAAAUUUGGCUCUGCGAGGAUUUGUAAGCUGAUCAAUCCCUUGUUUAUGUCAGCUUUUUGUUUGUUUGUUUUAUGUUUUUUCGAUCAUACAGACAUUUAGUUAAUCAGGCCCAGAGUCAUGUUGACCAGCUACAUCCCCUUCAUAAAUAAUUCAUUUCUAAUAAAAAAAAAAUCACGUCCUCAUCAUCUUCCGCUUCUCCAGGACCGGGUCACGGGGCAGCAGUCUAAGCAGAGACACCCAGACUUCCCGGGCCGGCCGAGAGACAUAUGCCCCUUUUCUACUGGCUCGAUUUGGCCAGCCCGGAACUGCUCCACAUGUUGUGUGUUGCAUUUCCAUGGACCCGCUUUUGCUCCGCUGAAGGGAACACCUCCUGGAGGCGCGGCUUUAAAGCAUCAUGUGUGGUGCUGCAUAACCGCGAUUUAAACACCCAACCGCCAAUGUAAAGAAAUAAAGACCGAAGGGCAUUACAAAAACAAGAAGUAAAACGUCUAUUGCCUGGGGAUUAAAUCUGCUGACUGCAUUGACAAUCCGAUUUGAUGAAUAGGAUUUUGACAUCCGUUUUAUUAAUAUUAUUAAAGAUUUCUCUUUCCCUUUAAGAGACUUGGAACGAUUUGAAUUAGGUCCCAUUUUAUUUCUAAUAGUUGUUGCCUAUAUAUUUAUGGUAUAGAGUCCUCAUUAUUGUGGCGGCUGCACGGUCCGUCUGUCGAUCACCCGCACCCCACAGGUCUUUAGUGGGCUGCAAUCAAAAGGUAUAAAAAAUUUUUUAAAUAAAGGAGAAGCUCUUAAUGAGCAAUGAAUGCUUUAUUCGUUUCACAAAGUAUAAUAAAACCAUAAUGCUGUCUGAACGUGAGAGAAAAAAUCUUUAACAACAGGUUAAAAAAAAUCUAAGUAUAAAAAUAUGUGAAACAUAGAAAAAAAUAAAUUAUAACUGGUGCUCCAGUUUAACAUAGAGGAUGCUUGUUAUUCCCUCUAAUACCAAUAAAACACAUAAUAAGGAAACAUUUAAUCUCCAUAGGGUUUCAGGGACUUGUAGAGUUGAUGCCUCCAUAGUAGCCCAAUACCUCUGGGGUACGUAUUCUAGAUUUCUCUUUUAAACUCUGUCAGGCUUUUAAGUCUACUUGCAUCACAUCAACGUUAACAGGAAUUACAAUAUUUGUAUCUAAAGAUUAAAGCCAUUUCCAGACCCAAACCAACUAAGUAAAGAACCCACUGAACUAACAUGAAUGUAGUUUUCAAAGUAAUAAUUGAUUCAGUAAACCAUGGUAUGACCGAUUUAGAUUUUUUUGUCUUGUGGUGAAAAGUGCAAUCACAAAUCCAAAUUCUGUUUCCAGUUUUAAUCACAGUAUUGGACCAUUUCAUAUUGCUCUCCCUUAGUGAGAAGAGCUGAGGUGUGAAAGGAAUAGCAAUGACUGAGGAGCAGAGGGGAGCCGAGCUAGUUUGUGUCUGUGUGCGUGUGUUACCACUGGGAAGCAUUAAGCAGCUAGGGUGCUGCUUAAUGGAAAAGAAUUAACUGUUUUUGAUGGGAAUGUGUGUGCGUGUUGGUGGAGUCCUGUUUUUGUUUGCUCCCCAAGUACAUGUGCUAUUCUGACUGAAACAAAAUCCAGUUAUAACAACCAGAGAAAUAUAAAGAGAAAAAAGAGAAUAUUUUUUCCAUGAGGCAAAGAUACAUUUUUCAUAUUGAAAAUAACAUAUAUAGGAGUAAGAAAAACAAUUACACAAUCCAACCUGUAUUACAGUGUUUUGUAUUUUUUAGGUGGAAAAGUCAAUAAACUGUUAUUUUAACAAGUGCUCAGUUAUAGCAGACAUACUGCUAAUACCUGGAAAUGAAAUGAUGUGAAAACAUUGCCAUAGUCCUAAUUCUUGAACUGUGUUGCACAAGAACAAAUGGAGGGUAUUGCACAUUUUCUCAGAUGGACAAUGAAAAUGGCAUUAAUUACAUUCAUAGACAAAUGUCUCCUUCUUUCAGUGUAUUUCAUAACAUUACUUGAAUUUAAAGGCUUCACUUCUGUAAAAACACCUGCUAAUCAUUCAUAACCAGCAGUCCAGUGUUUGUCAUCUUUCACUAUAUGUUACCCCCUAAAAAGAAAACACCAGACAGUCAGAGCUGUCCUUCAGAUUGAACAAUGUAACUUAAAAAAAAUAUUUUUUCAGAUAAAUGGCAUCCAGUUCACGCAACUCCUCCUGAAAGCAUCCUGUGAUCUUUUCAGUUCGGUUUUCUAUACCACAGUAUAGUCAGGGACCACUAUUGCUGAAAUAUCUCUGAACAAUGAUGACAAUCAAUAUUUCAUCACAAGGCAGCAAGCACUGCCUUAGAGAGUCGAGAUUUAUUUUGGAGAUAUGAAACUAAAUUUACAGCCAUGCACAAACACACUCUUGCUCAAACAAGCACCCGAAUCCCAAACAGUGUUGAAACUUUUAAGCUUUUUAGACAAGAAAACGUUAAACAAGAUGUUUAAUUUGAUACUUAGACUGUGAUACUGUGACACAUAACAAACAUAUUGCUACAAGUCACAAUGUAUGUUCUUACAAUUUAUUCUUUUUUAAAAUUUACUAACAAGAUUGUUUUUAAAUGUUAAAGUGGGUUUGUGUGGGAUAGUUAUCAGCAGUUAGUAUCUUAUGUAGUAGAUAGUUCUCAAAAUGUUGUUUGUUUGGAGAAAGAGAGAUUAUUUUGGCCUAGAAAAUCAAACUAAUGUGUUGUUUAAUUUGAAAAUGUCUUUCUACCAUCUUAAAACUCAAACUUAAUUAGGUUUUUUGCUUUACCAGCCAAGCUGUAACCAUUUUGGAAAUCUUUAAACUGUGUUUGCAUAUGAUGGUUAUUCAAUUAAGUUCAGUUUAUUUAUGUAGAGACUAUUUGUAACAAAUACAAUUUUAAAUCAUUCUACAAGAAAAAAAAGUCAAAUUCAGAUCUAAUUGUAUAAAAAAUGUAUACCGGUAAUCAAAUUUAUUAAUUUCAUACCAAUACAAUGCAAUCAAAUUCAGAGUUUUAGAUUUGCUUACCUAUAGUUCAAAUUAAACUUAAAUAUAAUAUCAUGCAGGCAAAUUCAGUUGAUCACCAAUUGGUAAAAAUCUAGAAAAGCCUUUCUGACAGAAUUAAAUUAUUGACUUUGCAGCAAUCUGUCAUCCUGAGCAAGCAUGUGGCCACAGUGAAAGGAACAAUUUUCUUAUAGCACAGGAAAACCAUGCUGCUGGCUCAGUAUGAGUGGCUUUCUGCAUAGACAUCUGUGAGUAUUUAAACUGAAGAGCCAGGCAAAGAACAAUUGGGAAAUAUGAGUCUGUCUAAAAAUCAAUAAAACAAAUCUCAAAUAAGCUACUACAAAAGUUUACUUUAUUAAAGCCCACGUUUAUAAAACAUUAGCUAUUUUGGAUGUGGACCAACAUGGUCCUUAGUGUAAACAACAAAAGACCUGUGAUGGGAGCUGUUUUAAGAGUGGAUACGUUUACAGAGUCAUUGCAGAAAAUUAAAAAAAGCUCAGAUCAGGUAAGAUACUGACUGCUUCUCACUGUCCACAGAACCCUAUUUAAAAAGAUUGAAUUGUCUAUUUAAGGCAUGUCUGUGUGAUCCAUUUUAAAUGGGAGCCAAUAUUAAAACUAACAGUACAAAGCACCUUUUAAUUUAUUAACAUUGGACUCAAAUUAAAAGUCUAACCCAUGUGUCUUUGUUUUAUUUUUAAUUUAAUGAAAACAUUUUAUAAAAAUGGCAAAUUCUUUGAUUAUGACCACAAACUCAGUUGUCUUAUUAGACACCCAAGUGUACAGAUAAAGUCAUUAAGUUAAAAAGUGUAAUUAGGAUGUUACCUGCUACAUUUCACAGUUUAAAAGUAUUUUGCAUUUAUUUGAUGUAACCUCACAGGUCCUUUACAAAGCAUGUGGUAGUUAAAAACCCGACAAGGAUUGCUGCUUUUACAAGCAGCUCAAUUCUGCACAUACUGAAUCUAACACUGUAUUACAGGGUUGGGGUCGAUUCAGGAUGCCUUGAUGGAGUACUCUCAUCACGUACAACACCACAGAAACGAGCAUUAUUAGAGGAUGAUAGUACACUUAACACCAACAGGAGUACACAAAAGUUUAGAUAUAUUUUUUUAGGUUCAAGCUCCAAGUAGAAUUGACCCCACCCUUGCCUAAGCCAUUAUUCUUUGUAAAGUACACACUGUUUCCAGGGAAUUAACUAAAAAAAAAAAAAGAUAUUUGAACGACCUUAGCCAGCUCUUAUACAAUGUUGUUUGUAGGUCUCGAGGCUGUCUGUUUUGUAAAAGAAAAACCACCGAUAACAUUUUUACCCAUUGACUUUCUAUGCUGUUGUUUCUGUAUAAAUGUUCUACUGUUAAGUGCAUGUUGUAACUUUGGCGUUGUGACUGGUUGUGAUUCACACAGAGCCAGUACCUGUCAUGUACAAAAAAAGUGUCUGAAUGUCCUAAGAUAUUUCUAUUUCUUAAGAAAACGCAACAUUUCCCUUGAAUGACUCAAAAUUAAAUAAAUCAAAUCACUUUACAGUUUGA
Molecule: messenger RNA, 10625 nt
Organism: Girardinichthys multiradiatus
Lineage: Eukaryota; Metazoa; Chordata; Actinopteri; Cyprinodontiformes; Goodeidae
Gene: kcnb1
Product: potassium voltage-gated channel, Shab-related subfamily, member 1
Exons: 3
Coding region: 428-2914 (828 amino acids)
Biological process (GO): potassium ion transmembrane transport; protein homooligomerization
Cellular component (GO): membrane; voltage-gated potassium channel complex
Molecular function (GO): protein binding; delayed rectifier potassium channel activity
Source: RefSeq, a predicted model, not a curated record